UUUGCCAACACAAACGUUUGAACGAAAUGCAAGUUUCUGAAUUUUGUCCUUCCAUUCUAUGAACCAUAUUUUCUGAGUCUCAUUGCUUCUACUCCCUCUUUCUCUCUGUAGUCUUGUAUUUCCAUUUUCUAGUAAUUAUGGCUGCUCUAUCUUCUUUGUCAUUCUCAGCAAUGAACUCACAGAGAAAAUCAACUCUUCCUUCUACUCGUUUCCUUGCUUCCAGUUCUGAUAUCUUUGGAAUUCGGACAGAUUCCUCGUACCAUUGUGUCGGUGUUCGAGCUGCCAAUUCGGCAACUAAAAUGGUUGUCCAAUGCAUGUCUUCUGUUACAGAUGUUCCUAGUGUUUCUGAGACAAAGUUAAAUUUCCUAAAGGCAUAUAAGCGACCGAUCCCGAGUAUCUAUAACAAUGUGCUGCAGGAGCUCAUUGUCCAGCAACAUUUGAUGAGAUACAAGACAUCAUACCGUUAUGAUCCUGUAUUUGCUCUUGGUUUUGUCACUAUAUAUGAUAAAUUCAUGGAAGGUUAUUCGAGUGAAGAAGACCGAGAGACCAUCUUCAAAGCUUACAUUAAUGCACUGAAGGAAGAUCCAGAGCAAUACAGAAUAGAUGCAAAAAAGUUGGAAGAGUGGGCUAGGGCUCAAAAUUCAUCUUCUCUGGUUAAUUUUUCAUCCAAAGAAGGAGAAGUUGAAGGGAUUUUGAAGGAUAUUGCAGAAAGAGCAGGAGGAAAGGGCGAUUUUAGUUAUAGUCGUUUCUUUGCGGUAGGCCUUUUUCGCCUUCUUGAGUUGGCAAAUGCAACAGAACCAACAGUUUUAGACAAGCUUUGUGCGGCUUUGAACAUCAACAAAAAAAGCGUUGAUCGGGACUUAGAUGUGUAUCGUAUGCUGCUUUCCAAGCUGGUUCAAGCAAAAGAGUUGCUGAGAGAAUAUAUUGACAGGGAGAAGAAGAAAAGUGAAGAAAGGGCGGAACCACAGAAGGCUAAUGGGGCCGUUUCAAAAUGUUUGGGGCAACAACUUUCUGUUCUGUAACUAUGGUCUUCUGAAAUGAUCUCCAUGUGAAGAUUUCUUAUCCUUCACAUGAUUUGUCAUAAUCCAACGAGUCGGAUAAGCAAUAAUCAGCAUGAUUUCACAUACGGCUAAAACCACAAAUGACCCGUCCAACACGAUUUGGGCGUAUUUUGUUGUUUUUACCUCGCAGUCACCAAUGUAUUUUACAGUUCUCGAAAGAAAGCCCGAAGACAUACCUUCUGACUACAUAAAUCUUUUUCUAUAUUUCAGCAUGUACACUGAGUUGGACAUCAAUUUCAUGGUUAAAAUUUACUAUCA
Vicia villosa (hairy vetch) is the source of this 1319-nucleotide messenger RNA. Its product is annotated as protein THYLAKOID FORMATION1, chloroplastic-like. Gene Ontology annotation, cellular component: chloroplast thylakoid. The transcript has 5 exons. Bases 138 to 1022 code for a protein of 294 amino acids. Lineage: Eukaryota; Viridiplantae; Streptophyta; Magnoliopsida; Fabales; Fabaceae. Gene Ontology annotation, biological process: protein import into chloroplast thylakoid membrane; photosynthesis; protein import into chloroplast stroma. The record is from RefSeq and is a predicted model, not a curated record.